Messenger RNA from Protopolystoma xenopodis, 423 nucleotides. The record is from the annotation of a GenBank genome assembly. NCBI's taxonomy places the organism in Eukaryota, Metazoa, Platyhelminthes, Monogenea, Polystomatidea, Polystomatidae.
AGGUCCCGUGGCUUUGGUUUUGUAUAUUUUCGACACCAAUCCGACUCGAAGGCAGCGAAAAAUGAAGCCCAUGGGAUGAAAAUCGAUGGCCGUCAUGUCAGGAUCGAUUACAGCAUAACAGAUAGACCCCAUUCCCCGACUCCUGGUAUCUAUAUGGGGCGUCCCUCAGUCAGUUACCUUGAUUCCUUUUCAGGCGUGGGGCCUAUCGAAGCCCGUCUCGUGGCCGGUACUCACGGUCCCGGUCACGAUCAAAAAGCUUUGAUGAACGCGCUUCUCAUCGAACCGGGAGAUGAUCCUAUACAUAAUGUCAUUCAGUUCUUGUUUGGCUCCACUGAGGCUACUUUACUCCAAUGUCAGAUGGCUGUGUGGUUUGGGGGGGGAGAACGAAGGCGUAUUAUGUACCGACAGCCAUGGUUAACUUAA